AUGGAGUGGUAUGGCUACACCCCGGGGGUGGGGACCAUUGCUGGGCCCGACCGAGAGAAGGAGAUCGCCUCCGUGUCCAGUAUUUCCGUGGGCGUGGUAAUUGUGCUUUGUGGUGUGCUCGCCGUCAGUGUGGUGGGUGGCUUGACCACGCCCAUCAUCAUCGGCUCCGUGCAAACAGCUGUUGGAGUGUUGUUCGUGGCAGCAGGUGGCUUCGGCUACAACAGGUACAAGAACCUUCGCCGUGCGCAGAAGGUGGCGAUAGCGACGAGGGCCCAGGAACUCGCCUUGGGGUACGGCUCCGCGACAGCUAUCAUCGACAUGCUCGGUUUCGUCGCCCCCGUGUUGGCUCUGGUCCCAACCGAUGGCAGUGUGGUGGAAGCGGCUGCUGGAAGUACCUCUAAGAACGCGGAGGGGACUAUUGGAAAUACUCCCGAGGACGAGGAAGGACUGAAGACCCCUGUUAUCAAGUUAAGGCCUGGUUUGGUGCUGAUCGAAGGCCUGAAGGGCAAGGACGGCAGACCGGUGGCCGUGUGCAUGGAAAACCUUUACGACGGCCCAGUCAGGUUCUACCCUGGGAUGUCACCUUACCAUCUCCUCUCUGUCCUCCUGGUGACCCUUGGGAUGACCUUCGUCAGUUCGGCCGUCCUCGCUCUGGCCGUGAGCUUCCCUUUCGAUGCAAGCGUGGCCACCAACUGCGGGGCGCUGGCGGGGGUCGGCGGCGCACUGCUCCUCCUCGCCGCCUGCGCAGGGUACCGUGUCCACAGCGCCUACGCGAAAGGGCGCAGCCAGCAGGGCAGAAGCUAAGGCAUGCAGUCAAGAGGCAGCAUUUGUAAUGACUGUCACGUUUCGACACUUUAGAGAACUGUGUUCUGUUAUAAUCAUAUUUCUGCGACGCAGAUGUGUACAUAAGUUAAUAUAAAAGUAAAUGUACGAUACACAUACAUACAUAUGUAUAUAUGCAUAUGUAUGUAUGCAUAUAAUAAU
Penaeus monodon (black tiger shrimp) is the source of this 984-nucleotide messenger RNA. RefSeq lists its product as uncharacterized. NCBI's taxonomy places the organism in Eukaryota, Metazoa, Arthropoda, Malacostraca, Decapoda, Penaeidae. The transcript has 5 exons. The record is from RefSeq and is a predicted model, not a curated record. Bases 1 to 804 code for a protein of 267 amino acids.